AUGGCGUCGUAUAGAGGUUAUGUUAGGGUUCAAAGAAAAAGUGGCGUUCAGACUUCUUCAGCAAACACGAUCUCCUUCUCUCUCAAUCUCAUAUGCGGCGGCUCUUCCUUCUACGCGCCUCUCUGCCGCUCACCUUCUGGCUUCAAUCAUCGCAGCCUCAUGCUUCCGAAUCAACCUCUCUUAGGCGAGACGUUAUUUUAUGCCUCAGGCUUCAACCAUCGAUCUUCUUCUCACAGCGAAAAGUGCCUCAGCACACGAUAUCCGUCUUCGUCGUAUCGAACUUCAUGGAUCGACCUUCUCCAUUCUUGUUUCAUCAUCUUCGUUCUCGCUCGCUCAAUUAUUCCAUAUUGA
Vicia faba (fava bean) is the source of this 351-nucleotide messenger RNA. The record is from the annotation of a GenBank genome assembly. Lineage: Eukaryota; Viridiplantae; Streptophyta; Magnoliopsida; Fabales; Fabaceae.